AUGGCUCGACCACGACCGCGGGAAUACAGGGCAGGGGAUCUGGUCUUCGCCAAAAUGAAAGGGUACCCCCAUUGGCCGGCCAGGAUUGAUGAACUUCCAGAGGGAGCAGUGAAGCCUCCUGCCAACAAAUAUCCCAUCUUCUUCUUCGGGACACAUGAGACAGCCUUCCUGGGCCCAAAGGACCUACUCCCUUACAAAGACUACAAAGACAAGUUUGGAAAGUCCAACAAGAGGAAAGGCUUCAAUGAAGGCCUGUGGGAGAUCGAAAACAACCCUGGAGUCAAGUUCACAGGAUAUCAGAUGAUGACAGGUUCAGAGGAGGCAGAAAACACAGCAGACGGCAGCAGUGAGGGGGAGGAGGGAGACUCUGUGGAAGAGGAAGAAGACACAGACAACAUCCAGACCGAAAAGAGCGGCUCCAAGCGAAAACACAGUGUUUCUGCUAAGAAGUCGAAGCAGUCAGGGCCCUCGGAGGAGGAGAAGGACGGGAAAGAGGAGGACCAGAGGAGCGGCUCCGAGGGAGAGCAGGACAAUGACCUCCAGAACUCUGACUAUAAGGUAUGUCCUCUGUCAUCUGUGUCUUCUGUCCUCUCUCUCCUCUGUGUCCUAUCUAUCCUCUGUUCCCUCUCCCCUCUCCCCUCUUCCCUCUCUCUCCUCUGUGUCCUAUCUAUCCUCUGUUCCCUCUCCCCUCUCCCCUCUUCCCUCUCUCUCCUCUUUGUCAUCAGUCCUCUCUGUCAUCUCUCCUCUGUCAACUAUCCUCUCUGUCCUCUAUGUCUUCCCUCUCUUCUCUGUCCUCUCCCAUCUCUGUGUCAACUUCUAUCUACUCUCUGUCCUCUCUGUUUUCUGGGUCCUCUCUUUCCCAUCUCUCCUUCCUCUUCUAUCACCGCUCUCUCCUCUCUCUGUUCUCUCUGUCGCACUCAUGCCACCUAUGUCUCCAGAACAAGAUGCUCCUGGAGGAACAUUAAGCCCAGGAUGAAGACGCAAACUUUGUGUAGCUCCAAGCACCGGUCUCACGGACAGUUCAACCACACAACCACCAACCAUACAACCGCACAAGCACCAACCGUACAACCGCACAACCAUACAGCCAUCAACCACAUAAGCACCAAACACACAACCACACAACCACCAACCAUACAAUCAUCCUCUGAGGUCCAACCACACAACCCCCAACCACGCAACCACCAUCUGAGGUUCAAUCACACAACCACCAUCUGA
Messenger RNA from Knipowitschia caucasica, 1218 nucleotides. The record is from the annotation of a GenBank genome assembly. NCBI's taxonomy places the organism in Eukaryota, Metazoa, Chordata, Actinopteri, Gobiiformes, Gobiidae.